AGUCUUCAUGCUAUGGAAGGCCAUGUGAUGAUAGCUUUCCUGCCAACUGUUCUAAACCAGUUGUUUCGAGUUCUCACUAGGACAAAUCAAGAGGAAGUUGCAGUCAAUGUGACAAGGGUAAUUAUCCAUAUUGUUGCUCAGUGUCAUGAAGAAGGCUUGGAUAGCUACUUGAGAUCUUAUGUCAAGUAUGGUUAUAAAGCUGAACCCUAUGUUGCUUCGGAAUAUAAGACAGUACAUGAAGAACUGACAAAGUCCAUGACAACAAUUUUAAAGCCAUCUGCUGACUUUCUUACAAGCAACAAGCUACUUAAGUAUUCAUGGUUUUUCUUUGAAGUUCUGAUAAAAUCAAUGGCUCAGCAUUUGAUAGAAAACUCUAAAGUGAAGGUGUUGCGAAACCAGAGAUUUUCUGCUUCCUUUCACCAUGCAGUUGAAACAGUUGUUAAUAUGCUGAUGCCACACAUCACUCAGAAGUACAGAGACAAUCCAGAGGCUUCAAAAAACGCAAACCAUAGCCUUGCUGCCUUUAUAAAAAGGUGUUUUACUUUUAUGGAUAGAGGCUUUGUUUUCAAGCAAAUCAAUAACUACAUCAGCUGCUUUGCCCCAGGAGAUCCGAAGACUCUUUUUGAAUUCAAAUUUGAAUUUCUCCGUGUUGUCUGUAAUCAUGAACACUACAUACCUUUGAAUCUACCAAUGCAAUUUGGAAAAGGCAGAGUUCAGAGAUACCAAGAUCUUCACCUGGACUAUUCUUUAACUGAUGAGUUCUGUAAAAAUCACUUCUUAGUGGGGCUGCUUCUAAGGGAGGUGGGCAAUGCAUUACAAGAGUUCAGAGAUGUGAGGCAGAUUGCUAUUGGUGUGCUCAAGAAUUUGAUGAUAAAGCAUUCUUUUGAUGAUAGAUACGCCUCCAGGAGCCAUCAAGCAAGAAUAGCCACUAUGUAUUUGCCGCUCUUUGGACUGCUCAUAGAAAAUGUUCAGCGAAUCAAUGUUAAAGAUGUGUGUCCAUUUCCUGUUAACCCUUCCAGCAAUAGUGCAAAGGAUGAAGCCCUUAAUUUGCCAACUGCAAGUCAGCUAGUAACACCGCAAAAAUCAGGAAACACAUUGGAUAACAAUCUUCCUAAGGAUCUAUUUGGUGUUAUCUCUGGUAUUGCUUCCCCAUACACCGCAUCAACGCCGAAUGUUAAUAGCGUGAGGAGUGCUGACUCAAGAGGCUCUCUUAUAAGUACAGACUCAGGAAACAGCAUCCCAGAAAGACAAAGUGACAAGAGCAAUUCUCUUGACAAGAAUCAGCAGAGCAGCACUUUAGGAAGUUCUGUAGUUCGAUACGACAAACUUGACCAAGCAGAGAUCAAAAGUCUGCUCAUGUGUUUCCUUCAUAUUUUAAGAAAUAUGUCAGAAGAUGCAUUGUUUACAUAUUGGAACAAGGCUACAAAAUCUGAACUGAUGGACUUUUUCACAAUUACAGAAGUAUGCUUACAUCAGUUCCAGUACAUGGGAAAACGAUACAUAGCCAGGAACCAGGAGGGGUUGGGAUCCAUAGUUCAUGAUCGAAAAUCUCAGACAUUGCCUGUUUCCCGUAACAGAACAGGGAUGAUGCAUGCCAGAUUACAGCAGCUGAGCAGCCUGGAUAACUCUCUCACUUUUAACCACAGCUAUGGCCAUUCAGAUGCAGAUGUUCUUCACCAGUCUUUACUUGAAGCAAAUAUUGCCACUGAAGUUUGCCUUACAAUUCUGGAUACUCUGUCAUUAUUCACAAUGGCUUUUAAGAAUCAACUACUGACUGAUCAUGGGCAUAAUCCACUGAUGAAGAAAGUAUUUGAUGUAUACCUUUGCUUCCUUCAAAAGAAUCAGUCUGAAACAGCACUGAAAAACGUCUUCAUUGCUUUAAGGGCACUAAUUUUUAAGUUUCCUUCUACGUUUUAUGAAGGUAGAGCUGAUAUGUGUUCUGCACUCUGCUAUGAAAUUCUGAAAUACUGUAAUUCCAAACUGAGUUCAAUUCGUACUGAAGCUUCACAGCUACUGUACUUCUUAAUGAGAAAUAAUUUUGAUUACACAGGGAAGAAGUCUUUUGUUAGGACGCAUCUGCAAGUUAUUAUUUCAGUGAGCCAGUUAAUUGCGGAUGUUGUUGGAAUUGGAGGAACUAGAUUUCAGCAGUCUCUUUCCAUCAUCAACAAUUGUGCCAAUAAUGACAGAAUUAUAAAGCACACUACAUUCCCCUCUGAUGUUAAGGAUUUAACAAAACGGAUUCGUACGGUACUGAUGGCUACAGCUCAGAUGAAGGAGCAUGAGAAUGAUCCAGAAAUGCUUGUAGACCUCCAGUACAGUCUGGCAAAGUCUUACGCUAGUACGCCUGAACUGAGGAAGACGUGGUUAGACAGCAUGGCAAGGAUCCAUGUUAAAAAUGGAGAUCUGUCAGAGGCAGCAAUGUGCUAUGUCCACGUAGCAGCACUGGUUGCAGAAUAUCUCACACGAAAAGGGAUGUUUAGGCAAGGUUGUACUGCUUUCAGAGUAAUCACACCUAAUAUAGAUGAAGAGGCUUCAAUGAUGGAGGAUGUUGGAAUGCAAGAUGUUCACUUCAAUGAAGAUGUGCUGAUGGAAUUGUUGGAGCAGUGUGCUGAUGGACUCUGGAAGGCAGAACGCUACGAACUCAUUGCCGACAUAUACAAACUUAUAAUUCCCAUUUAUGAAAAACGGAGGGAUUUUGAG
Messenger RNA from Nestor notabilis (Kea), 2700 nucleotides. Its product is annotated as dedicator of cytokinesis protein 9-like. The annotation marks the transcript as partial. The transcript is spliced from 23 exons. Gene Ontology annotation, biological process: positive regulation of GTPase activity; small GTPase-mediated signal transduction. NCBI's taxonomy places the organism in Eukaryota, Metazoa, Chordata, Aves, Psittaciformes, Psittacidae. The record is from RefSeq and is a predicted model, not a curated record. Gene Ontology annotation, molecular function: guanyl-nucleotide exchange factor activity.